GGGAGGAGAGUAACCGUGUUGCCCUUGACGCUGUUACCGGAGUAACACGCACAUUUUUAGACAGAUGGGAGAGAAUCCAAAGACGCCUCUUGCGUUGUCUAUAUUCUCAGUGCAUGCGGUUGAACGUGACGGAUAAAUAUUCAGGGUGUACCUUUGGCUGCAUCCGAGUUCACCUCGGCGCCUGGUAAGAGUGAAGAGGUCACAGAGACAAAUAAAACCCUCACAGCAUGUGUUGUGACUUCACAUAGGGCCACAUAGAGAGGAAGACAUGCGAGAGGCUGUGAGAGGCAGGACGUGUGUAGGAAAGUGAGUGCGGGAGAUUGAGAGACACUUUCAAAAGAUUUCACCAAUGAUGUGAUUUCCAUCUCCAUAUGAAAUCAGAGAUCCUUUCGGCCAACGGAGCGACUGCACCUUUUUGGAUUCGGAUAGCUAUUUGGUGCUCAUAAACGGACAGGGUGUGCGCGCGCCGUAGUUCGUUGUUGCUAUCGACUCGCUCGAUACUUUUUCCAGCAAGUCAUGUCUUACCCAGAGCUAUGGGUAAGUUCGACGACAACGAGAGGAUAAUCCUCAAUGUUGGGGGAACCAGGCACGAAACAUACCGAACCACAUUAAGGACUCUGCCAGGCACACGGUUGGCUCUCCUCGCCUCCGAUUCUGACAUCGAGUCUGUUCUGGACCACCUGCAACAAGUUCCUGGCUUUAUUGAGUACAAUGCGCGUAACAACGAAUACUUUUUUGAUCGCCACCCGGGAGUUUUCGCAUAUGUCCUCAACUACUACAGGACCGGGAAACUCCACUGCCCGGCAGAUGUCUGCGGUCCACUCUUCGAGGAAGAGUUGUCAUUUUGGGGCAUCGAUGAGACGGACGUGGAGCCUUGCUGCUGGAUGACCUAUCGCCAGCACAGGGACGCAGAGGAGGCUCUCGAUGUCUUUGAAAUGAACGUGGACAACGGGGACGAUGAGGAUGAGAUUGGGAAAAGACUAGGUAUCGAAGAUGUAUCUCCCACUCAUGGCAAUGUCAGCUUUUGGAAAAAGUGGCAACCGGUGAUGUGGAAUCUAUUCGAAGAUCCCUACUCUUCCAGGGCAGCAAGGUUUGUGGCCCUUGCCUCCUUGUUUUUCAUCAUGGUCUCCAUCACCACGUUCUGCCUGGAGACACACGAGGCGUUCAACACCAUCAUCAACAAGACGGACGCGACGCGCAGCAAUGACAGCACGCUGGAUGCGGGCCCGCAGUUCGAGAUCGAAACCGACCCGGCGCUCACCUACGUGGAGGGCGUUUGCGUCUUGUGGUUCACCCUCGAGUUCCUGGUGCGCGUGAUGUUCUGCCCGGACAAGCUGGAGUUCGUCAAGAGUUUGCUCAACAUCAUCGACUUCGUGGCCAUCCUGCCCUUCUACCUGGAGGUCAGCCUGAGCGGGCUGUCCUCGAAGGCGGCCAAGGACGUGCUGGGCUUCCUGCGCGUGGUGCGCUUUGUGCGCAUUCUGCGUAUCUUCAAGCUGACCCGCCACUUCGUGGGACUGCGCGUGCUGGGCCACACGCUCCGCGCCAGCCUCAACGAGUUCCUCCUGCUGGUCAUCUUCCUCUCGCUGGGCGUGCUCAUCUUCGCCACCAUGAUCUACUACGCCGAGCGCAUCGGCGCCAACCCCGCCGACCCCACCGCCAGCGACCACACCAUGUUCAAGAACAUCCCCAUCGGCUUCUGGUGGGCCGUGGUCACCAUGACCACGCUGGGCUACGGCGACAUGUAUCCGCAGACGUGGUCGGGCAUGCUGGUGGGCGCCCUGUGCGCCCUGGCCGGCGUGUUGACCAUCGCCAUGCCCGUGCCCGUCAUCGUCAACAACUUUGGCAUGUACUACUCGCUGGCCAUGGCCAAACAGAAGCUGCCCAAGAAGAGGAAGAAGCACAUACCGCAGGCGGCGCAGCACGCUGGCUCGCCCACCUACUGCAAGGCCGAGCUGCACGCCACCUGCAACAGCACGCAGGGAGACCUGUGCCUGGGUACAGGGCCCAGGAUGCUGGAGCGCAACCGAUCAGUGCUGUCGGCUGACUGCAGCGGAGGAAGUGACAUCACCACAUCACCAGAGGAGCGCAUGCCCAUGCGGCGCUCAAGUACGAGGGAGCAGGACCGGCGCAGCGGGGGCACUUGCUUUCUGCUCGCCGCCAGUGACUACACCUGCCCGGCCGACGGAGGCAUCCGCAAGACAGGGAAACCCAUGGAUUCGGACACGUUGCCAUGGUGUUGAAACCCAGGACUGUAAUCCUCCGCUCUUGGGCAAGAACACUGUCUGGGGAUUGGACGCCAGCGCGUCAACAGGAAGUGGAGCACUGUUCAUGUUUCAUUCAGAUUCCUUGAAAAAACAAAGAUUGGCUGGACAGUUUAUUUUUUAUUUUUUUGGUGUUUGCUCCUACGUCCAAUUGCUGUUGUCCACAAGGAGUGAAUCUGCAAACUAAGGACAUUGUAAACACACAGAUACUGACAAAUAUAACAGCGGCAACAGACGGACACAAAAUAAAGACACUAUUCACCUAAAGGCCGAUACCCUGGUCCUCCAUACAUGCUACAAAACUGUACAUACUACAGGAAACCCUAGAGUGCAUCUGUACAACCAUGUCCAGUGCAUUAUAUGUCUUUUUACUAGUGGGGCAGCUCCAUCUUGUGCAGUGAUCAGACUCACAUCUUGCCACCCUUACUAGCCAUGGCUUCUUUCCUUGCAAUAAGUGUACUAAGAUGUGUAGGCUUUGAGGCACUUAUAGGGGUUAUUCAUGAAGGUCACUGGCAAUGAGUCAGUGAUGGUAGGGGCCUGCUUUUAGCACAACAGACAGCGUCAUGACUCGCAUAAGACGAUCGCCGUUUGAUUUCUUAAACCGUGUCGACGGAUUACAGUGUUUUCUCCACCAUUAUUUCCAUGUGAUUCAUGUCAAAAUGACCAUCAAAUAAAGCAAAACAUGGACAAUCUGUGAUGGGUUGAAUCACAUGGUAGUGUUGCUGCUAUUUUAUCAGAAAACAAAAUCAAAACCUAACUAAACAAAAAGAACUCAUGGCUUUGUAGGAGUAACUGAGAGGCUUUUUUCUAUAGUUUCCCCCUCUUAAUCUUACAGAGGCACACAAACACACACACACACCACAACUUGUUUGUGAUGUUUUUUAUUAAAACAAUAAUUUAGGAUCAGGACAUUUAGCUCACUAAAGUGCCAUCUAAAGUUUAAAACGACGCAGACUGAGCUUAUGUACUGUAGAGGAAGACACAGUUUGAUUGUUACCUCUUCUUGCACACUAUCAAAGCAAAGAGAGUGUCUUUGCUAAAAUUAUAAUUUAACGAUUUCUUUAUUGGUCAAACUGUUUAAGACUUUGCGAGCCAACAUAGGCAGUGAUCCAUCAAAGGUCAAAAUCCCUGUGCACAGCCCUUCUUUUUUCCAGGUGCUGAUGAUGUGCAGUAGAACCAUUGAAACUUAAAAAAGAGUAUACAUCGCACACUGGAGGAUAUCUUUUUGACGAUUUUAUUCGCGUUCACGCAAAUAAAAUCGACAAAAAGAUAUCCUCUAGUGUGCGAUAUGUACUCUUCUUUGAAGUUUCAAUAGGCAGUGAUCCAUUUAUGAACGAGCUGGGAUUACUUGUGACUGCCAAAUGAUGUGCCUCUACCAUACAGCUUAAUGAAUAGCCCCCAGAGUGUUGACAACAAGUAGAUUAUUACUAAAUCCAGUUUACUAAAACAAAUAUACUAAGCAUAGGAAGGAACAUUAUGUGGUAAGUUGAAUAAAUAUGAUAUACAGCCAUCAGUGCUUCUGUUCCUUUUAAUAGUUCCAGUGGAUUUAAUGCUCCUGUGUGUGUGUGUGUGUGUGUGAUUGAACAUUGGAUUUGAUCCAACAAAAUUGAAGCCCAGUCCUGAAUCCCAUUCUAUUUCAGUGCAGGAUUGCCAGCUUCCAGUAACAGUUGAAUCUGGCAUCUUCAAGAUUUUCUUGAAAACAGCCCAUCAAAAAGGAUUCUGAUCCUAUUUGCAAUAACGUUCCAAAAUGAAUUGCACCGAUUCACACUGUGAUGUCAACGUCAUUCAACUGACACAGUCUCAACACUGGGAGAAGAAGUUCAUUUAAAAAAUGAUUGUAGCACAAUCCAAGUGCUGGACCCAAAAUAUUAGCUUUGGGUAUUCCCCCAGUCAUUUCAGCCUCAGAGAGAUUAUACGUGUCACAUCAGAAUGGCUUGCAUUGUGUUCAUAAGGUGUGUGUGUGUGAGUGUGUGUGUGUGUGUGUGUGUGUGUGUGUGUGUGUGUGUGUGUGUGUGUGUGUGUGUGUGUGUGUGUGUGUGUGUGUGUGUGUGUUCUGAGAGUGAGAGCAUCUGAUUAGGAAGAGAGUAGAAAAAACAGUCUGUGUUUGUGUGUGUGUGUCUCUCUCUAUGUGUAUUUGUUAAAUUUAUGAAACUGGAGGGUAUAACGUUCUCUGUAUUAAAUUACCUGCUGCUUAUACUCCUAACAGAAUACAGGGCACAGCUACAAAAGGUAUUUAUGGCAAAAAAAAAUGUAAAGGCAUUUAUUUUUGGAGCCAGAUCUGUGUAUUUUGUGUGUGUCUCCUGUUGAGUACAUUAGACUGGUUAUGUGUCAUAUUUAUGAUUGUCCAGUGAUGUUUUCACUUUUGUGUGUCCAAAACUUUCAAGACUUUGAUCAGAUGAUCAUGUUCUGUACAAUGAAAUGUCAGUCUCCUCUGUGUGUGUGUGUGUGUGUGUGUGUGUGUGUGUGUGUGUGUGUGUGUGUGUGUGUGUAUGUGUGUGUGUGUGUGUGUGUGGGGGGGGGGGUGAAGAAAUCUAGCUUUGGUUUUGUGUUGUGAACUCAUUUUUUGGCAGUUGGAAGUGCAUGCAAACUACUGUAGAUAAGGCUAAACAUUGUAAGAAACUGUAAGUAAAAAACAUUCAUCCCAUGAAGCCAAUGUGUAUAGAGUGAAAUGCAAUGUGACAGAAUCACAUAAAUAUAUUUAUCUUGUAAAAA
This is a messenger RNA of Alosa alosa (allis shad), 4973 nucleotides long. RefSeq names its product potassium voltage-gated channel, Shaw-related subfamily, member 2 (gene kcnc2). Gene Ontology annotation, biological process: potassium ion transmembrane transport; protein homooligomerization. NCBI's taxonomy places the organism in Eukaryota, Metazoa, Chordata, Actinopteri, Clupeiformes, Clupeidae. The record is from RefSeq and is a predicted model, not a curated record. Gene Ontology annotation, cellular component: axon; neuronal cell body membrane; voltage-gated potassium channel complex. Gene Ontology annotation, molecular function: delayed rectifier potassium channel activity; protein binding.